Molecule: messenger RNA, 731 nt
Organism: Malania oleifera
Lineage: Eukaryota; Viridiplantae; Streptophyta; Magnoliopsida; Santalales; Ximeniaceae
Product: signal recognition particle 14 kDa protein
Exons: 4
Coding region: 135-497 (120 amino acids)
Biological process (GO): SRP-dependent cotranslational protein targeting to membrane
Cellular component (GO): signal recognition particle, endoplasmic reticulum targeting
Molecular function (GO): 7S RNA binding; endoplasmic reticulum signal sequence receptor activity
Source: RefSeq, a predicted model, not a curated record
AAGUCUUUCGUUCUCUUUCCCUCCCUCUUACCGUCUUACGUAAGUAGUUAAGACCAGUUGCCAAUUUUUUUCCUGCAGACGAGAAGGCUAUUAGGGCUUUGUCUCUCUGAUCGAUCUGAAACGGAGCUUUCGUCAUGGUUCUUCUACAGCCAGACCCAUUUCUUAAUGAACUGACUAGCAUGUUUGAGCGCAGCACAGAGAAAGGCUCUGUUUGGGUCACUCUUAAACGCUCCUCCUUGAAGUCUAAGGCGAAGAGAAAUAAAAUGGUGACCUCAGGUGAAACUAUUGAAUAUAGAUGCCUUGUCCGGGCAACUGAUGGCAAGAAAACCAUUUCAACAUCGGUGGGUGCUAAGGAUCACCAGCGCUUUCAGGCAUCUUAUGCAACCAUUCUCAAGGCCCACAUGACUGCUUUGAAAAAGCGGGAGAGGAAGGACAAGAAAAAGGCUGCAGAGGCGGAUAAGAAGCCCAACAUUGUGAAGAAGCUUCCUGCCCCCUAGGCCACUGUAUAAACUUGAUUGCCUUGGUUCGUUUGAGACCUUUUUUUUUCUUCAUUUUUGUUUCCAAAUUUUUGUUUGGUUAUCUUCUUUUUUUGCCCCAUCUUCAAAAGAUUAAAAGAUUUCCAAUCGGGAAUCAAAACGUGUUCACAUACCUGAUACACGUCAAACAUAUUUCAUGUGACUAAUUUUUGAAGAGUAGAAAUAUAAGCAAAACGAAACAUUUCCCGAUGGACC